CACUCCAGAGCGUAUACCCAUUGAUUGGCUCAUUUUUGCUGGGGUUUACAUAUUGUGACGGCAGAGAAAGGGAAAGCGACAGAAAUAUCAUAUUCAAAUGUUCUUCAUAUUGUGACAACACGGAACGUGAUUUUGUUAUGCAAUGUUUGACUUUGAUACAAAAGAGAAAGAAUAUCAAAACACUCGGCAAUCUGAUUAAUACUCGCGGGCUGCGCCCCCUCGUGCAAAUCAGAUAGCCUCGUGUUUCGAUGCUCUUUCUAUUACUUUGACUUAUUUGGACUUGUACUAAGCUCGGUAUUUUCUAAGAAAAAUAAUAAGCUAAAUUGCUACGUUGACGUUGCUGUUACCGUUGUUGUUGCCGUUGUUGUUUCAGAAAAGUUUAAUGUUAGUCAUAUUUUUAAUGGAAUGCUACAGUGAAAUGAGUAGUUGUGAAAUGCUCUAUUUUUAUAUCGCAGAUGAUACUGAUAAAAUGGACGUAAUUCUCCGUUGUCUUAAAAUAUGGGAAUUUACUUGGAGCAUGGGAAAAUUUAUAAAUUACCAAUACCGAGUGUACAGUUUGGUAGAAAAUGGACACGCUGCAUCCUUCCGAUUCGCGUGUGAAUAUGGGACUUUGCUGUUGUAUUUGUUUAGAACAAUACCGUGAUCCGAGGACUUUGGCAUGCGCUCAUACAUUCUGCCAAAGUUGCAUCGAUCAGCAUAUCUUAAAACAGAAAGACGAAGACCAUCUUAAAAAAGGAAUAGAAUGUCCACUCUGUCGGAAAGUUACACCUAAAUUAGAAAACGAAGUUCCGGUGGAAGAAUGGUCUAAAUCUUUGCCAGUUAAUUAUGCUUUACAAGAUGCUAUUGAAGCACAAAUUGUAGACAACGACCUGUGUACAGUUUGUAUAUUAAAAGCAAAGCAUACACCUGCCACAAAAUAUUGCAUUCAAUGUAAAAGAAGGUUGUGCUCUGAUUGCGAAAUCACCCAUAAUAUAUUUGAACAUUUGAAAAUUCACAAAAUCGUUCGCAUUGACGAUACAGAGAAAAUAAAAACGUUUCCUGCAGACCUGGACCAGUGCACCACUCAUGGGAAACCUAUAGAAUUCUACUGUGAAGAUGAACAUAAGCUUUGCUGCAGUUCCUGUGCCAUAAUCAAACAUAGGAAAUGCCACGAGGUUGUCGAAAUAUCUGAUAUUGCAGCGAAAAAUAACGUGGAAAAGGAAAAGUCUUUACUAUCGAGGAUCAAAGAACUGCAGCUACAAUCAGUCAACAUCGACUUCUUCUUCGAUCAAAAGGAAAAAGAAUUGGACAGAAAGCUGAAGGAAAUUGACGAUAAUAUCGUCAUUGAACAAGAUAAAAUCAUUAAUAUGUUAAAGGAAUCAAGAGCUAGAGUUCUGAAAGAGGCAAUGGUUCUGCGUGAUAGAGCAACGGAGCAAUACACAUCAUAUAAAAUGCAGUGUCAAGACAUCAAGAAAUCAAUGGUCCUUUCUUUUAAACGGAUUGAUAUCGCUCGAAAGUUUGGCACAUCAGCCCAACUUUUCAUUGCUUUGCACGAGGAGGAAACGAAAUUAACUGAAGAAACAGCAAAAUGUGACGACUUUUUCAAACAGCUGGAAUAUCUAGAUGUAACAUCAGAAAAUGCAAACACCUCCUCUUGUUUUGAAGAAGUUAAGCAAUGCGAAUUGAGAAGUCAAGACAUUAAAAUAGAUGCGAAUCAAAUUCCCGACCAUAGAAUUAUCAAAAUGGAAAAGGUAAAGUCUGUUGAUUUAAAAUCUUCUCUUGAGAAUGAAUCAGAACCUCUAUAUACUGGAUUGGAUUUCCUUCCCAAUGGAGGAUUAAUUGCUGUUGAUAAUGCAAAUAAGAAAAUCGUUGUAAUGAAUGAAGAUCUUGAGAUUACAAAAACUUAUAUUCAUGAUACAGUUUUGCUAGAUGUUCUUUGUAUCUCUAUGGAAAAUGUCUUUGUGACCAAUGGGCCCGAGUUAUUAACAUUUGAUGUUAAUGAUGACGAUAUUUGUAGCCGUAUGAACACAAUCGAAAUACCGCAAGUGGUAGAUUCUCUUUCUGAAUACAACAAUGAUAUGUUCGUGGUAGGAACGUAUGCAAGUAAUAAACCUGCAGCGUUGAUGUAUAAAAACGGAGAAAUAAAAGAUUUCGAUGUCAAUUUUCCUGAUAAAGAGUGGAAAUUGGGUGAUAGCUUCAAUGCCUUUGAUAAAGAAACUGGCGUCCUCGCAAUAACAGAUGCCGAAGAAAACAAAAUAUAUAUCUACGAUACUAUUCAAAAAUCGCAAAUAGUUUUUCAGGAUGAAAGAAUUAAAACUCCUACAGGAAUUGCUCCUGGUCUCGAGAGUACCUUCUUCAUUUGUAGUCACGGGACUGGUAAAAUAGUUCAGAUAUCACAAGACGGUGCUGUACUACAUACAUACGAGAUAGAUAUGCAUGAUCCGUACACGCUUUGCUUUUCUAAGGAUAAAACAUUUCUUGCUGUUGCUAACUACACGGUAGGUGCCAGUAAACUGCAUAUAUAUCGUGUGUCACAUAGCAAUCAUCAUCAACAACAACAAAAUAACAUAACUGAGUUCCAGAAAUACUAGUAACAAGCGCUUCUCGACCAUGCAAAGUAUGAAUGAAUACAAUUACAUAUGGCAUAAGUUUAAAGUAUCAUCCGAAAUACGGCUUGUAAUUCUUGUGUAUAUAUAGCUUUUGUUUUCAAUGUAUAGUCAGACAUUGUAUCCACUUGAUCUAAGUUCUAAUGUAGCUUGGUUUUCAAUUUUUAUGCUGUUUUAUUUUAGGAAUAGCCUUGCUAUAACAGGACUUUGUAACUGUCUAUUUUAAGUUCAAACGCUUUUAUUAUCAGUAAUUCUAGUAGAAUGCAAGCCAGGUGUCUGAACAGAAAGUUACAAAUAGAAUAGAAUAAAAAUGUUAGUAAUGCUUCGCUUACUUUUUGCAUAUUCAAUAUUUUUGAAUGUUUUUUUCAUUUUUAAGGAGACAAACUGUUUCUUUAGCGAGGUUGAUUAAAAUAUGCAUACUUGAAUUUAAGAAAGUACGUUAUACAUGUAAUGCAUUUAAAUUUGGAUUUCAAAAUGUAAUUUUACUUUGUUUUAACAAGCCAUAUUAAAUGUAUUAUGUCUUUUACAUGUGCUUGUAAGUUGACGUGGUUUGGGCUUAGAUAUAAAUAUAUUUUUUGAAAAUUACAUUUAAAUCUCUUUAUUGUCCCAUCUCAUCCAGCGAUACGUCAUUCCAUCCAGUUUUUUUAUGCUGUAAAACAUAUGUUAACUGUCUUUGCUGUUGACAGUCUUUAGUCCGUUUUCCAUUUUUUGUUUUGUAUUGAUGAAAAAGUAUUGUAUGAGGAUUAUACAUGUACAUUCGGUUUUCCAUGUGCCAAUAGGGCCAUAGAAGAGUUAUACUUAAGGGCCAUUUACACAGACGGUCAGUCCCCAAUCGGUCAUUUAAUUUUAAAUUUACUCGCUGUUAUGAUCGGUUGUCAUGCGUGAUUUUAUUUCUGGUUUUCUGUGUAAACGGCCAUCGGUGACAGAAAGCAAACUCAAACGGGGUUGGAUCGGUGAUAAAAAUGCUGAAAUACUAUCGGUUUUUAUCGUUUGUAAAUCGGAACUAAAUCGGGCGUAACGCUGAUUAAUCGGUGUUUGAUAGCUAGUCAUCAGUGGUUCAGAUAUGACCGGUGAUUCAUAUUUGGUUAUCUUUGUCCGAUCGGUGAUUAAGAGCUUGCAUAUCUCGUGAUAUAGGUUGCUGUCGGUUAUUUGUAAAUUAUUUUCACUGAUCGAGAAUUUUAAACAUGUUUAAAAAUCCCAAUCGGUAAUUUCGAUAAAACUUAUCUUUCCCCAAUAGCAGUUAAUAGGUGGAAAACAGGUUUAGGUGAUAUCGGUGUUAAAUACGUUGCCAUAAUUUGGCUAAAAGAACUACGGAUCAAUCACCGAUGGCUCUGUGGAAAGAUAAGUUUUAUCGGUGAAAAAUUACC
Ruditapes philippinarum (Manila clam) is the source of this 3952-nucleotide messenger RNA. RefSeq lists its product as uncharacterized. Gene Ontology annotation, molecular function: ubiquitin-protein transferase activity; zinc ion binding. Gene Ontology annotation, cellular component: nucleoplasm; chromatin. Lineage: Eukaryota; Metazoa; Mollusca; Bivalvia; Venerida; Veneridae. The record is from RefSeq and is a predicted model, not a curated record. Bases 567 to 2570 code for a protein of 667 amino acids. Gene Ontology annotation, biological process: positive regulation of DNA-templated transcription. The transcript is spliced from 2 exons.